Molecule: messenger RNA, 1069 nt
Organism: Prunus mume (Japanese apricot)
Lineage: Eukaryota; Viridiplantae; Streptophyta; Magnoliopsida; Rosales; Rosaceae
Product: Peptidase C15, pyroglutamyl peptidase I-like protein
Biological process (GO): proteolysis
Cellular component (GO): cytosol
Molecular function (GO): pyroglutamyl-peptidase activity
Source: RefSeq, a predicted model, not a curated record
CAACGAGCAAAGUGAAAGAGUAGGCUGAAGAGACCAAAACUAGCUUUGCUUCCUCCAACUUGAGGACGGCAUUUUCGUUCCUUAAACUCUACACGGAGUUGAGAGUUCCGUCCUGAAUUUCAAAGAAUUAUCGAAGAUUGGGAACUGUAUUCAAGUGCAGGACGAGGAAAUGGGAUCAGAAGGACCGAAGAGUGUUGUCAUUCAUGUGAGUGGAUUCAAGAAGUUCCAAGGCGUUGCUGAGAAUCCCACAGAGACCAUAGUUAAGAAUCUAAAAGGCUUCGUUGAGAAGAAAGAGUUGCCUGCUGGUCUUACUCUGGGCAGCUGCACUGUUCUUGAGACCGCAGGAGAUGGCGCACGUCCUGCUCUUUACAAGACCAUGGAUUCCGGCGUUUCAACAACUGAUUCUACCACCAAUGAACAAGUCGUAUGGCUUCACUUGGGGGUGAAUAGUGGGGCUCUAAAAUUUGCCAUUGAGCGGCAAGCGAUAAAUGAAGCCACUUUCCGUUGUCCAGAUGAGUUUGGAUGGCAACCUCAGCAACUGCCAAUAAUCGCCGAGGAUGGAGGAACUUCUCGAGCUAGAGAGACUUCGUGCUCGACGGAGGCAAUCCAUAAGAUCUUGAAGAAGAAAGGAUAUGAUGUGGCAAUAUCAGAUGAUGCAGGGCGUUUCGUGUGCAAUUAUGUCUACUAUCAUUCCCUCCGUUUCGCCGAAGAAAAGGGUCACAAAUCUCUAUUUGUCCAUGUUCCUCUCUUUUCAAGAAUUGACGAAGAAACUCAGAUGCACUUUGUGGCCUCCCUUUUGGAGGCGAUUGCAGCAACAUGUUAAUGUUAAUACUCUGAAUGCUUCUCUUUGCGUUAUCUUGCCAUCUGCGGCUAAAUGUAAAUCAAGGGUGUUAAUAUCAUUACAAUUGUAAAAUAAUCUAUAUGAACGUCUAUUGCUGUUUGCUUUUUGGGUGAGGGAAUUUGCUGUCCUAUUGUCCAGGAAUGUCAUUAUAUAUGUAAAAAAAUUCAGCUCCAUCGUGUGACGGUGUACGAGUAUUUGCUGCUACCACUUUGUCUGAUUAUUCCUUUU